AAAUACAACGCGAUUACCGUGAUGUUUCAAACAUGACAUUGACAUAUUGAAAUUAAUUUAGUUCGUUUUUUACAUGAAGACAUUUAUUUUUAACACAUUAGUAUUCGAAUUUAAGGUUCAAGAUCUAAAAAUAACUUGUCGUAUUCAAAUCAAUCAUAUAUUACAUGCGCAAUCAUACUUUCAAAGUCCAUUUUUGAUACCUUUAAAAUUGUUCUGAACAAAAUCCGAAAUCCCCAAAACCUUAAACCUUAACCUAUAUUUGAAACCUAGACUCGUGUCGUCGCCAAUUGUUAGGGACGAUUGAUUUCGUUGGUUUAGUUUGCAAACAGUAUGAAAGUACAACUGUCAAACUAUUUUAUGAAACAUGGGAGAUAAAGAGCAUCAUGUUCACUUUAGCGGUGGAAGUGGAUUUGGAAAAGAUAACAAUAUUAUGAUACAACCACAGCGACAUGGUCAUAUAGACGCUCAUUUAGGGUUCUUGCAACUAAAUCACAGAUAUCACAUAGAAUUUUCGGUGCCAUGGAACACUUGCGUUCAUCCAGAAGAAAAGACAAUAGCUCCAGCGAUAAUUGCAGAUAAUCACAAUGCAAAUUGUCAUGUUGUCGAUUUUGCACAAGAAAAAGAUGGCUUAAGGUUAAAGAUAGAGCUGUUGGCAUAUAAAGAGAAAAUAUUAAAGGAGGAUAUCGAAGUGAUGUGUUGUCCAUCAGGUACUCCAUUAAAAAUUGUGCUGAACGCACGUGUUUUAGCAAAGGACAAGGGUACACCAUUAUUGAGAAAUGGCAUACGCAGUAUUGCUGUAGAAGGAAUCGAUGAGGACGAGGUGUCCGAGUAAUGCUGCUUAUUGCUACCAAGCUGUCUUUCGAUGAUAAGUUGAUAUGAUAGAUUUAAGUUGAAAUGCCAAGUGCUAAAAGUUAAAGUUUGAAUGAACAAACGAAUCGGCAUAGCCGAAAUAUAUCUCAGAAUAGAGAAAACGACAUAAUGGCCAAUGCUGCAUGAAAUGAAAAUUUGUCUACUGCUCUUAAAAAUAUAUCACGCACGCGAGAUGCUUUUGCAAAUAUAAGCAAAAGCUUAUGACACUAUUUAUUAUCCAUUAAUUACGUAAGUGCGCAAGAUUAUAACGAACAGAUCCUAUUUUGUUAUCAUUUUAUAUCAAUCAAUAUUGGUGUAUAUUUCUAACGAAGCUUCCGCUAAAUAAAUAUGUUUACAGAGGCACUAAA
This is a messenger RNA of Pogonomyrmex barbatus (red harvester ant), 1217 nucleotides long. Its product is annotated as adipose-secreted signaling protein. NCBI's taxonomy places the organism in Eukaryota, Metazoa, Arthropoda, Insecta, Hymenoptera, Formicidae. The record is from RefSeq and is a predicted model, not a curated record.